Messenger RNA from Phalaenopsis equestris, 4759 nucleotides. Its product is annotated as serine/threonine-protein kinase RUNKEL. The record is from RefSeq and is a predicted model, not a curated record. Gene Ontology annotation, molecular function: ATP binding; microtubule binding; protein kinase activity. The transcript has 10 exons. Bases 123 to 4211 code for a protein of 1362 amino acids. Gene Ontology annotation, biological process: cytokinesis by cell plate formation; phragmoplast assembly; protein phosphorylation. Lineage: Eukaryota; Viridiplantae; Streptophyta; Magnoliopsida; Asparagales; Orchidaceae.
GUUUCAAUUUCCCGCCCACGCUGAAAAGAACAAAAUCUCGUUCCUUCCACACUUCACUCGAGCGGCGAAAAUGGGGGAUUGGAUUUGAAUCGGCAGAGGAGAAAGCUGUCCUAGCGGUCACCAUGAACAACUACCAUGUAUACGAGGCCAUCGGCCGCGGCAAGCACUCUACUGUUUAUAAGGGAAGAAUGAAGAAAUCGAUUGAGUAUUAUGCCAUCAAAAGCGUCGACAAAUCACAGAGGUCGAAGAUCCUCCAUGAAGUGAAGAUGUUUCAUGAUUUGGACCAUCCAAAUAUUUUAAAAUUCUAUUCUUGGUAUGAAAGCUCGGCUCACCUUUGGUUGAUACUGGAAUACUGCGUUGGUAGAGAUCUCAUGAGUUUACUGAAGGAGGAUGGGCGACUUCCCGAAGACUCAAUACAUGACUUAGCUCAUGAUAUCGUCAAGGCUCUACAGUUUCUUCACUCAAAAGGAAUAAUUUACUGCGAUUUAAAGCCAUCAAACAUUUUACUAGAUGAGAAUGGACAUAUGAAGCUUUGUGAUUUUGGUUUGGCAACAAGGCUAAGUGAAAUAGAGAAGAAUUCUCAUGACAUGGUCAAGCGAGGCACACCUUGCUAUAUGGCUCCAGAGCUAUUUAAGGAUGGGGGAGUGAAUUCUUAUGCAUCUGAUUUCUGGGCGCUAGGUUGUGUUUUGUAUGAGUGCUUUGCUGGAAGGCCUCCUUUCAUAGGAAAUGAAUUUACAAAGUUAGCAAAAUCCAUUCUCUUAGAUUCUACUCCAGACCUUCCCAAUAACCCGUCAAAUGCUUUUGUGGAUUUGGUUAAUAGUUUGCUAAUUAAAAAUCCAGCAGAAAGGUUAAACUGGGCUGAACUUUGCGAACAUAGGUUUUGGCGAACGAAGUUCACUUCUGUUUUUCUACCUCCUCAACCUGCUUUCAGUAACAUGCUUCAUUUAUUUGCUAAACCAUUGCUUACUGAAAGAAAUGGUGAAAGACCUUCGCAACAAAGCACACCUACAAAAGGCCGAGAAAGCAAUGCAAGUGAUGGAAGUUCUUCUAGAAGGAAAAAGAUAUUUGAGACACCUCCUAAAAAUGCUAACUUCACUCGGAAAGUCCAAGCUAAAGCUGCUGAUGCAGUUAUUGAAGAUAAGCGAAAAGUGGUCGAACAUUCUGGAAAGGAUGUCAAUAUUCUUAGACUUUCAAGGUUGGCCAAAAUGAACCUUCAAAGAGAGAAUGAAAAGGAAAACUACAGGAUUCCUCUUGCUAGAGAAUGUGAAAAUAAUGCUGAUGUGAAGAUUGACAACACUGACAUGGAACUUGAUUUUAGUGAAAUCCCGGAGGAUGAUCCGUCUGAUGAAACUGAUGCUUCAGAGAGUCCUGCUAUUUGUCUCAGUGAAAAACCUACCAUAGAUAAUUCCAUUCCGGAUACUGUAGCAACAGAGAAUGACAUAAGCCAACAAGCUGCAGCUAGUGAUGGUCAUGUGAUGCCUGAAGGCUCAAAGAAACCUGAGAAAGAUGCUCAUUCUGAAAAAAAUGAAAUUGGUGCUACUCCUUCUACCGUCUAUCUUCAAAGAACCGGUCAUCGGUCUAGAGCAGCUUCUGAAGCUGACCCCGAUACAGAGUCAUCUAGAAUAUCUAGUAAUAUCUUUCAAGUAUUUUGGCAUCCGACAGACCACUCAGUCAAACCUGUGAUGCCCAGCCGCAAGAGCAGCAAAACUUCAGAUGCAAUCCCGUCUCUUCCUUUUGGUGCUGUAACAUCAUCUGAGUACGUUAAGUUGCUGCCUGAACAGCUAAGCGCGCUUAAUACUCAAAUAAUUCAUGGUCUCAGUGGGAGCCCUCAAAUUUCAGAGAAAGUUAUCAGAUACUUAGAAAUAUUAAGUUCAAAUUCUGAUGCGGCUAACCUAAUAAUGAACGGGGCAAUAAUGCCGUCACUUGUAAAGAUGCUGAGACAUCCGAAGUCCUCCGUCCUCCGUGUGCAGAUUGCUUCGGUGGUAGGUUUAUUUAUUCGCCACUCCACUUACAUUGAAACUGAGUUGGCUAGUUCUGGUAUUAUCGAUGCUCUCGUCCAUGGCUUAAGGGAUAAACAAGACAAAGUGAGGAGGUUCUCUAUGGCUGCAUUGGGAGAGCUGCUGUUCUACAUUUCCACACUGAAUUAUACUGUCGGGAAAGAUAACUGUGCUAGUGAAUCCCCAUCAAAGGACAAAAAAUCAUCUAGUUGGCAGGUGUCCAAUUCGCUAAUUGGUUUGGUAUCAUCAAUUUUGCGCAAGGGUGAAGAUGAUGUAGUUCAGUUGUAUGUGCUAAAAACAAUUGACAACAUCUGCAGUCAAGGGGAAGAAUGGACAGCUCGUUUUGGUAGCCAUGAUGUUAUUGGGAAUCUCUGUUACAUAUAUAAAGCCACAGGCAAGCAGGAGAGUACAAAGCUUAUUGCUGGUUCUUGUUUAGUCCGCCUGGCUCAUUUCAGCCCGUUGACCAUACAAUUGAUCUUUGAGAAGCUUUCAAUCAAAGAUACAGCUUCUUCUGUCCUUAAGAGCAGUCACCCUCGUGAAAAACAAAUUUGCUUAAAUCUCCUUAACAUGGCCUUUCUUAAUAACCAUUUGUUAUCUGGCAUGUUGCGGCAUCUUUCAUCAUUGAUGGAGGAGUUGGUUCCAGGACUAAUAUCACUUAUUGAACAGGGAAAUGAGGUUUUACGUGGAAAAGCACUUAUUUUUGUUGCUCUUCUCUGCAAAAAUAGUCGUAGGUGGAUCUCUAGAUUUCUUUGCAAUGCUAGACUGCUAUCUACGGUCGACCGGUUGGUGAAGGAGAAGGACAGUUUCCUUCAGCCGUGCAUGGAGACCUUUGUACAGAUAGUUUCUUCUACAGUGCCUGAGAUACUUGAAGCUGUUUCUGUAGAUAUACAGCAGAUUAUGGGAGGCAAACGACAUGGUUUUGUGGCUUCUGUAACUGCAAGAAACAACACAAAAAAUACAUCUGAUCUGUUUCCGUCUGUUCUAAAUCUUCUUGGAAGCUUAUCUUUCAAGCAUAGAGUAGUAAGCAACCAUGUUUUGUUCCAGCUGGCAAAUAUCGGAAAGCUUUUAGAAUCUCCUUUCCAGGGACGAGAUGAUUUCCAGAUAACUUUGCUGCAGAUACUUGAAGCAGUUACAGAGGAACCAUCUGUAAUUCUUAAUAAUCCCCAAAUUUUCACUGGUCGAAUUCUUCCUGGUCUUGCCACUUUAUACAAGGGUAACAAAGAUGGAGAUGCUAGAUUUCUGUGUCUGAAAAUAUUGUUUGAUGUGAUGAUGGUGAUUCUAAGUGACACCUCAGAUGUUUUGAAAAAUGAUGAUGAGCAGGUUCUGAAGGCCUUGAAUGUGAUAUCACACGAACAUUUUCUUCCUCUUUAUCCCAAUUUUAUUGAGGAUGAAGAUCCCAUUCCAAUGUAUGCUCAGAAGCUUCUGGUGAUGCUAAUAGAGUUUAAGUACAUCAAGAUUUCUGAUAUUUUGCAUCUUGAAACAGUUUCACAGUGCUUUGAGUUUUUACUUAGUGAUCUGUCUCUUGCAAAUGUGAAUAAUGUGAAGCUCUGCCUUGCGUUGGCUUCUGCUCCUGAGAUGGAUACCAGGAUAUUAUCUCAUGUACAAGUUGUUAGAAGGAUUGGAAACCUUCUCGAGUUUGUGAACGCAAAUGGCAUGGAAGAUUUCCUGGAACCAACACUUGCUCUCUGCAAGGCAUUCCUUCUGCGUAGCAUAGGAACCAAGAAUGGAUUAAUUAUAAGCAAGGAACCAGCUCUCCUAACCCAAUUUGCCUUUAACACAACCCUUGAUGCUGAUCAACAAUAUUGCAUCGCGGAUAUAUCUGAUUUCAGUGGUCACAUUAGUGCAUUUUUAGAACUGAUUAGCAACUCCGAUGCACAAAUUUCAGAUUUGGCUUCUGAAUGUGUGAUUUUUCUGCUCAAAGCAGCAUCAAGAGAAGCUACGACGGGUCUAUUGACGAAUCUUCCUAAAAUUAGCAGACUUUUGGAAAGGUUGGAUGAGGUAGAUUCUAUGUUGAAGUUGGUGCGGCUGUUAUAUGCUGUUGCUUUUGCCUGUAAGCAAUAUUUAUCACAGGCGAUGAUACUCUCAAUCUCUAUGCCAGACGUGAUGCGGAUAGAAGUUCGGCUUUCAGAUCUUAAGAACUCACGCAUUUCUAUGAUUUCAGACGCUGCCUUAUAUUUAAGCCUAGAGUUGCAGCGAUUGCCUCGUUGUGUUUAAUUGAAUAUUGCUCGUCGCCUUGUCGGUAAAGUUUUUUAGAUGCCACUGUUCCUUAUUAUUCGUAUCCUGAUAUAUUUCCUUGUGAGCUCGGUGUACAUUUGGCUCCUGAACAGUUAACAUAUCAUCUCGAGGAAGUAAUGUUGAGGUAAAACUUAUUUGAGUUACAAGUGAAACGUAGAAAGAUUAGAGGGAGAGGAAAUGAUCGGAGCUCUCUCACCUUCUCUUCUAUACCCUUCAAUAACUCUCUUUGUUACUCACAUGAAGGUAUUGUAUGAUAUCUACCAAAUAUUUACCUGAAGGAAAUCGAGAACAUGAAAAUAUAUGAUUUAGGUUUCACUCUCAGGUCAUCCACAGUUUUGCAUGUGACUAUCAUUAUGGCUUGCUGCAUUAUUGACUUGGGCCUCUUUUAGACAGGUCAGUAUUUUUUGCUUCUUUAUUUUAUAUUGAAUUUCCUUGCUAUUUGUGUUCUCCUGGAUUUGAACAUACUUUGAGAAAGUCCUUGGUGGAUAUUCCUCCCCCAUUCGAACUAGGGGAUAGAUAAAGAUCAA